AUCUUCGCCGUUCACCACAACCACCAUGCAGAACCUCGGGCGAUACAUUAUCCCCCUCGCGCUCGGCGCUGCCGUCGUCGACUCGGCCCUGUACGAUGUGCCGGGCGGCUUCCGUGCCGUCAUGUUCGACCGGUUCACCGGUGUCAAGCCGACGUCAACGGGCGAGGGCACACACCUGCUCAUUCCCGGACUGCAGCGCGCGAUUCUCUACGACUGCCGCAUCAAGCCGAGAAACAUCUCAACCACCACCGGCUCCAAGGACAUGCAGAUGGUUUCGCUCACCCUGCGUGUUAUGUCCCGCCCGGACAUCACGGCUCUGCCGCUCAUCUACCAGAACCUGGGACUCGACUACGACGAGCGUGUCCUGCCCUCGAUUGGUAACGAGGUGCUGAAGGCGACUGUCGCGCAGUUCGACGCAUCCGAGCUCAUCACCAACCGUGAGAUCGUGUCGGCGCGUAUCCGCGACGACCUCCUCAACCGUGCCAAGGAGUUCCACAUCCAGCUCGAGGACGUCUCGAUUACCCACAUGACCUUCGGCAAGGAGUUCACCACCGCCGUCGAGCAGAAGCAGAUUGCGCAGCAGGACGCCGAGCGCGCCAAGUUCGUCGUCGAGAAGGCCGAGCAGGAGCGCCAGGCCUCGGUCAUCCGCGCCGAGGGUGAGGCCGAAGCUGCCUCGACCAUCUCCGCCGCACUGAGCAAGGCCGGCGACGCGUUUGUGCAAUUCAAGAAGAUUGAAACCGCGCGCGACAUCGCCCAGUCGCUCUCGCAGAACCGCAACGUUGCGUAUGUUCCUGCACAGAACGGCAACCUCCUGCUCCAGGUGCCGCCGCAGCCGCCCGUAGUGUAGAGUCAGCAGCAUGUAUAAGCAUCACCUUUCG
This is a messenger RNA of Cutaneotrichosporon oleaginosum, 878 nucleotides long. RefSeq lists its product as uncharacterized. Gene Ontology annotation, biological process: mitochondrion organization. NCBI's taxonomy places the organism in Eukaryota, Fungi, Basidiomycota, Tremellomycetes, Trichosporonales, Trichosporonaceae. The record is from RefSeq and is a predicted model, not a curated record. Gene Ontology annotation, cellular component: membrane; mitochondrion.